This is a messenger RNA of Sabethes cyaneus, 591 nucleotides long. RefSeq lists its product as uncharacterized. The transcript has a single exon. Bases 32 to 382 code for a protein of 116 amino acids. The record is from RefSeq and is a predicted model, not a curated record. NCBI's taxonomy places the organism in Eukaryota, Metazoa, Arthropoda, Insecta, Diptera, Culicidae.
AAUUUUGCUUUUUUCCGCAGAUAAUUUCGCAAUGGGAACCCGUUUCCCGCAUCAAAACUCGAUAAAAAACGGCCGGAGCUCGUCCACCCGCGAAGGCAACAAUUUUCGGCGACCAGAAGGGACAACCGAGCACGAUGCCGUCCAUCAGCGGUUCCUGGAGCAGGAAACCCCAUCCGAGCGGGUCGUUUGUCUGUCCUGUGGAACUGACUUUCCGAAGCAAACCAUUGCCGACGUAAUUAGACACUACGCGGACCAAGUGCACGCUCAAUUCUAUACCAGCUGCCUGUACUGUCAGGGAAAGAUCCACCGCUAUCGGGACGGAAAAGGGACGCUGCAGUUGUAUCACGAUUGCUAUCGAUCCACCAACAAGCUGGAUCAGUGACUGACGGGUGCGGUGCGAUUCCAGCCAGGCUAACUUAUACAGUUAUUUAUUAUGUUUCUUUUAGCAGUUGCGUACGAUAGAUCACCAAAUCUUUAACCAGAGAUGCUAACGUUCCAAAGAUUAGAUUAGCAUACAAGUUAGCUUAUGUUUAUUAUUCUCAAAAAUUUACUGUGAAGACUGAUAACAACAGCAUUCCAUCAGCAUUUACA